CUCCUUUAGGGGGGAGGUACUAUGUAUAGGUACAUGCAUAGGGGGGAAUAGCUGUAACCCUGGGCGCAUUCUCAGUCGCUUAGUGCCCAGUGACAGCCAACCGACGCUAAGCUCUGCAUGGGUCACGUCCUCCAGGUGUCUUCCCUUAAGCUCAUUGUCCCAUCUUCUCGCUUCCGGUCCGUCUCCAUAACAUCUUCUCCUCUGGCUACUCCAUUCUCUAUCCAAGUGUAUUGCGAUACCCGUCCCGUCCGUAAUUGCUGAGAAAGUUGGCUACGGUGCUUUGGCAUUUAAUUUUAAUUGUCCCCCUCCUACUCCUCCUCCGUGCAAUACUUGCGAAAUCUUGGCUACCUGGAGUUUGACAUUACCGCCUCUCUAGCGACGCCGCCAUAUUGCACCCGACAAUCCACCACUUCGCGACGCUUCACCUGCCGACAAUGCUUUCCUCUGCCACGGCUGAGAAUACAGACACUAGCUAAGGCGUUAAAUAUCAUCUCACAUAAUACCUGUACUGCAGUUGCCAUGCCCACUCAAUAUUCCGCCCUCCACCCCAGCGCCCGAGAUUCCCUCGAGCUCGCGUCGCUAGCCUCUUCCGCCGGCGACCCCGACGCCUACUCAGACACAGAUUCGCGGCCGUCGAUAUCCUCGUCGCGAAAGCUUUCGCUAGAGCGAGAAGACCCUUUGGACCACAACAAUCCCGCCGCCCGCGCCGAGUUCGGGUCCCGCCAACGCAGGUCCUACUCCGUCACCUCCAAUUUCGACUUUGCCGCGAAUCUCUUCCCGCUCUCCUCGUCCAACGCCCCCGGCUACACCCCCCUCGGCGCCCCGACAUCUACCGCACACCGUAAUGGGGGGCUAGGCGGAGUCUCGUUGGAAAAGCACAAGACCCUCACCUACUUGAACGGCUUGAGUUUGAUCAUCGGGCUCAUCAUCGGCUCCGGUAUCUUUUCCUCGCCCAGCCAAGUCAACGCGAACGUUGGCUCUCCCGGCGCAUCCUUGAUUGUCUGGGUCUUGUCUGGAGUCCUGGCCUGGACGGGUGCAGCAAGCUAUGCGGAACUUGGCGGUGCUAUUCCCCUCAAUGGCGGCGCCCAAGCCUAUUUAGCCAAGAUCAUGGGAGAGUUAGCUAGCUUCCUCUUCACUUGGGUGGCCGUCCUAGUACUGAAACCUGGGAGCACCGCCAUCAUAGCUAUCAUCAUGGGGGAAUAUCUCGUGCGCGCCGUUAUUGGCGCUCAAGCUGAGACGGUUAAUCCCUGGGUCGCCAAAGGUGUGGGCCUCGGGGGACUAAUCCUCGUGACCUUUUUUAACUGCGUGUCGACCCGGCUCGGCACCCGCGUGAACGAUACGCUCAUGUUCUUGAAGUUCAUCGCCUUGAUCGGCGUCACCGUCGUCGGGAUCGUCGUAGCGCUUACCGGGUUCUCUGCUUCUGGUACCGCUAGUGUGGAUUGGAAGAACCAGUCCUGGUUCGAUGGCACGAGCACAGACGGGAGCCAUUGGGCCGUCGCCUUAUAUGCCGGGCUCUGGGCCUACGAUGGUUGGGACAACACAAAUUACGUCGUUGGCGAGUUUCGAAACCCCUCGAGAGACCUCCCGCGCGUUAUCCACACGGCUAUGCCCCUCGUAAUCGUUUGCUACCUUCUCGCCAACGUCUCGUACUUCCUUGUCUUGCCCUUGGACGCGCUCAAUUCUACGAACACGGUCGCUGUGAUGUUUGGCGGCCAAGUAUUCGGUCCCAUCGGCGCUCUCAUCUUCGCGCUCAUCGUUAGCGCCUCCUGUUUCGGUGCCCUCAACUCCACGACAUUUACGAGCAGUCGGCUUGUUUAUGCGGCUGCUAAGGAGGGCUAUAUCCCGACUAUCAUCGGUCGCGUUGGUAUUGGCUCUCGCGAGGCCGGGACUUCGACUAUUAGGUCCAGGAGCUGGUUUUCGAAGCGAUUGCGUAACAUGGUCGGCGAUGAAGAAACCGGACUCUUCUUCACCCCAGUAUACGCGCUCGCGUUGAAUUGCGUUUUAACGGGUAUUUACGUGGUAGUGGGUGAAUUCGGUGAACUCGUUACGUUUUAUGGCGUGGCCGGGUACUCGUUCUACUUCCUGACGGUACUGGGCCUAAUUAUCCUUCGGGUGAAGGAACCGAAUCUUGAGAGACCGUAUAAAACGUGGAUCACAACGCCGAUCAUCUUCUGCUGCGUGAGCUUGUUCCUCCUCAGCCGAGCAAUCUUUGCCCAGCCGUUAAAGACGCUCAUCGUGGUUACGUUCGUCCUCUCUGGCAUCCCGGUGUAUUUUUUGAGAAUACAUGGUCGCGACCAGGUUACGAAGCGAGAAACUAGCUCUGGCGACUCGACACCGUCUUGGAUGUUCUGGAAACGAUGGCGGAGAUGAAGCGACGGAGAUG
This is a messenger RNA of Durotheca rogersii, 2383 nucleotides long. RefSeq names its product amino acid permease-domain-containing protein. Lineage: Eukaryota; Fungi; Ascomycota; Sordariomycetes; Xylariales; Xylariaceae. The coding region runs from base 520 to 2370 and encodes 616 amino acids. The transcript has 2 exons. Gene Ontology annotation, biological process: amino acid transmembrane transport. Gene Ontology annotation, cellular component: membrane. Gene Ontology annotation, molecular function: L-amino acid transmembrane transporter activity. The record is from RefSeq and is a predicted model, not a curated record.